Prorocentrum cordatum is the source of this 1229-nucleotide messenger RNA. Lineage: Eukaryota; Dinophyceae; Prorocentrales; Prorocentraceae. The record is from the annotation of a GenBank genome assembly.
CCCGUCUCGUCCCCGGAGGGGGUCCUCGGUGCGGUCGGCUCCGCCGCGUCGAGGGCGGUGGCGCUCGGUCGGGUCGCUUCGGUCGGCCGUCGUGGCGGUGCCGCGCCGCUGCGCCCCUUCCGGGCUGCCGUGCGGUCUGUCGUCGUCUCCGCUCCGCGGUCGGCUCGGCAGGUUUUCUUUCGCUCGUGCUGUUGCUGCUGACGCCUAUGGCUCAAGCUGUUUUUGGCCCAGGCCAUCGUUCAGGGUCAGGCGGCGGCGCGCCACUCUGUCCCACGCCGGGAAAGCAAUGCCCGCCCGCGCCCGCGUCAGCAGGGUCCAGAGCGAUAUCCUCAAGUACCAGAGGAGUUCCCGGCUGCUGCUCCGCAAGUUGCCUUUCCAGCGCAUGGUCCGGAGCAUCAGCAACGAUCUGGACCCGGGCAGCAGCUGCAAGAUGAAUCCAGUGGCGCUGCAGAUGUUGCAGAAGGCCUCCGAAGAGUACGCUCGAAGGCUCUUCGAGAGCGCCAACCGCUGCGCGAUGCACGCGAAGCGCGUGACCGUCUUUCCCAAGGCCCUCCGGAGCGUGCACGGGCAGCGCCCCGCGGGGCUGCCGCCGCGGGGUCGGCGACUGGGCGAGGCGCCGCCGAGGACCUUCACCUCGCUCGCGUCCUCAGCGGCAGGCAGCACGCUCCGAGGCACGCGCCCUCGGCCGGCGCCUUCGGCGGCGGCCAGCGGGGCGCGCAGGCCCUGCGAGAGAUCCGGAGGCUGCAGCGGGCUGACGGGCCCGUGAUCCGCAGGCACUGCGCCGCAAAAACGCGUGCACAGGCCCCCCCCCCCCCGGGGUCAGGGCCCAUGUCUCCGAGGAGGAACCAAAAUAUCGGAGGUGGAUAGACCUCCUACCCUGACACGUCGAUUGAGGAAUUGGCCGUUUUCGGUUCGCGAGAGGGCGUCGCGGCCGUCAUUUUGCGGGUCCAGGUCCGUCGGUUUCGGUCCCAGGCCGUUUUCCCUAAGGGGAGGUUUACUAAAGGGAGGUUUGUCCACCGCAGAAAGUACCCAUGCCUCUGCUCUUCGCCCGCUUUCCCUUGUUUGGGCCUCCUGCUAGGAGGCCCUCGUCGCCACCGCCGGAUUUGCCUCGAAAUUCUGGUCAGAGCGCACCCCGGGAGAGGUCCGGGGUGUAGCGGUAUCGGUGCCUUUUGAUUUCCCCAACGUCGAUCUGAUCGAUCCGGCUCGAGUUCGGUUUUGGCCGGUCCGAG